Miniopterus natalensis is the source of this 1405-nucleotide messenger RNA. RefSeq names its product PYM1 exon junction complex associated factor (gene PYM1). Lineage: Eukaryota; Metazoa; Chordata; Mammalia; Chiroptera; Miniopteridae. The record is from RefSeq and is a predicted model, not a curated record. Gene Ontology annotation, biological process: exon-exon junction complex disassembly. Gene Ontology annotation, cellular component: cytoplasm; exon-exon junction complex. Gene Ontology annotation, molecular function: RNA binding.
GGGCCUUGCCCCCUUUUUCCUCGCAGGUCCUGGACGGACGAGAGUGCCUGUGAGGAGAGGGCUGUGCCUCAGAAUUCUCUCGGCAUCAGAGGACUGCUUUACACGCAGCAGGCGCUCAAUAAUGGUAUCAGUGGCAGUAAAAGAGCCUACUGCUUUUAUUUUACUGAAAUUAUUCAGCCUCUACUCCCUUCUUCGUCCUCCUCCACCAUCGUCCAUGAAAUUGUGUACUCUCCCUUUAAGACUAAAAUGGUGGCAUGCUACGAUCGGGACUCCACUUCCGGUGGGGAGGGGGCGGGACCCCAGCCCGCUCACGCCGGAAGUGGUUUGCGUUUUCAAGAUGGCGACUCCCUAUGUAACUGAUGAGACCGGCGGCAAGUACAUUGCCUCAACACAGCGACCCGACGGGACCUGGCGCAAGCAGCGGAGGGUGAAAGAAGGCUAUGUGCCCCAGGAGGAGGUCCCAGUGUAUGAGAACAAGUAUGUGAAGUUUUUCAAGAGUAAACCAGAAUUGCCCCCAGGGUUGAGCCCCGAGGCCACUGCUCCUGUCAACCCAUCAAGGCCUGAAGGUGGUGAACCAGGCCUUUCCAAGACAGCCAAACGCAACCUGAAGCGGAAGGAGAAGAGGCGGCAGCAGCAAGAGAAAGGGGAGGCAGAGGCCUUGAGCCGGACUCUGGAUAAGGUGUCCCUGGGAGAGACAGCUCAACUCCCUAGUGCUCCACAGGGCUCCCGGGCAGCCCCUACAGCUGUCUCUGACCAGCCUGAUCCAGCUGCCAUCACCGAGAAGGCCAAGAAGAUAAAGAACCUAAAGAAGAAGCUCCGGCAGGUGGAAGAGUUGCAGCAACGGAUCCAGGCUGGAGAAGUCAUCCAGCCCAGCAAAGAGCAGCUGGAGAAGCUAGCGAGGAGGAGGGUGCUGGAGGAGGAGCUUGAGGACUUGGAGCUUGGCCUGUGAAGCCUUUGGAGAAUAGGGAAUGGACUGCAGAACAAACUAUGGGGCUUUCUGGGGUCCUGGGGAAUAUGGGCAGCAGCAGUCAGGAGGGGUAUGCCCCCAUACUGGCUCACUUCCACCUCUCAUGGCCCAACUCUGUCCUCCAGAGCCUAGCCUCUCCCUCAUUCCUUCCCUUUUCUUCCAAACUCCUAUUUUUUGGACUUUCCCCCCUCCCAUUCCCAGUGUUCAAAAAUCUCAGUGACUACCCUGGGUUCCUUUGCUGCUGAUUUGGGUGUCUUGUUCAAAAGAAAACUGGGUGGGUGGGAAUCUCGGAGAACUGAGGUUGAGGGUAGGGGGAGUAUGCCCAAGUCUUGGAGUCUUGGUUCCUGUUCUCAGUGUUUAUGGGUUAUUUCCCCCUCCAUCCCUGACCCUUUUUUUUUUUUUUUUUAAAGAAAAGAAUAAACAAGUAGACAAAUUGUC